CUCCCCCUCAGGCUGGACGCGGAUCAUCCCGAAAACUACUGGUUUUUAGCACUCUGCAUAAAAUCAGUGUGAGUGUUUCCACAUUGAGACGUGUUAGAGGGUAAAGCUAACUACAGGAUUUGCACUGAGGAAAACUGACCUUCGUGGCCAGGUGUUUUUGAGGAUGGUGGUGAAUUUGGUGCCCUGGACGCUGUUGGUGUGCGUGUUGGGUACUCAGUGUGGUAUAGCUGAUGCCUUCUUUGAGUGGAUGAGGAAGGCAGACCCUGCCCCAGCCCCAGUACCCCCAGCUGCUCCCUCUUCUCAGUCACUUCUGCAGGGUGAAGCUCCACCUUUUGAGAUGAAUGUUGUUGAUGAGAAGUUUUUAGCUGAAGCAAAACAGAUGGAUCUCAGCCCCCUUGACAGCUGCCAUUUUAAAGUUGUUGCUCAGCUAAAGGCUACCUGCAAUGCCCUAUCAGAAGAACAGUUGGCUAAACUAGGUGUGGCUUUGUUUAACUGCCAGUCAGAAGUUGAGGGUCGCCAGACAUAUGCUUGUACUGACGAGAUGUCUAUUAAAGAGUGCACAGCAAACAUGGAUUCAGACACCUGGAAUGCAUAUCAUAUUGUCAGCAAUCGAGCCCGUUCAGUGUGCUAUGCCACACGCCAGCAGCACUUCCGCCGAAAAGCAGAGCUUACUGUGAAUGCUCUGAUUUCUACUGCAACAAACCAGCUUGAAGCAAUGAAAGAUUUGAAGGAGGGCCAGCAAGAACUUCGGGAAAUGACUGCUGCAUCCCUCGAUAAACUGAUGGAAGGCCACAGUGCUCUACAGGUCCAGCAGGGGGUGCUAAAAGAGGGGCAGGAGCAACUGGAUGCCUCAAUCUCUUCAAAUCUGCAGAGGCUGGCUCAAGAGAAGGCCCUCAUAAGUACCGGCCAACAGCUGGUGGCGCAGCUCAUACAAGGAAUUACCCACAGAAUGGAAAAUGUGAGUGAACAGUUGAAAGGCCAAGGUACAGAGGUGCAAGAAGGUCACCGGGCCAUUUUGGAUGACCUGGCUGAAGUUAGAGGCCGUGCACAGGAGAUCUACAGUAAAAUGGAGCUCAAUUUGAAUGGUGUUCUACAGCAGCAGAACACAACUGCCCAGUUCUAUUCUGAACUCAUGGGGAAGCUGGAGCGCAUGAAUGGCACACUGGGAUAUAUGCUGACGUACCUGGAUAGCAUGCAGACCCGGCUAGAAGAUAGAUUGCACAUUAUCCAAGGCUACCUUGGAUGGGCUGGUCUCAGUCUGCGUGCCCUGUGGACCUGUGUGAUGCAUGCUGGGUAUUUCUUGUUUAGUGCAGUGCUUCUGUCCUUCUUGCAAUGUCCAACUUUCUCUCGCGUCUCUCUGCUCAUCACUGUGCCAGUCAACGCCAUCGCUGAAGUCAAUCAGCAGUCAGCUCUGGACCUGGUCUCACUCUCGCUGCUCCUCUUCACACUCUCGCUGGCUCGCUGGUUUCUGCUGCAGUUGCUGUGGAUGGUUUCCAAACUUAAUGGCAAAAAGUGCACCCCUGCUGCUCUCCUGGCUCCUCCUGUUGAGACUACACUGGAGAAAAAAUCCAAACCAGCAUACUGCCCAGCCAGCUCUUCAACCCUUCUAGAUGAUGACCUGGAAUCGGAAGAGCCAUGUCCUGGUCAAGACAGCUUUAUGACUGGUGAUCCCUGCAUGGUGGCCAUGUCUCGAUCUAACGCUUGUUCACCUCCUGAACUCCCUCUUUCUGUGGGCACUUCUAGCCAUUCUACACCCAGACUGAAGACUCUCCUUAGCCACAGAGUUGGUUUUGAAAGCAUCCCCCAGAGAAACUUGGGAGGCGUUUUGGACACUGUGAACCAGUCUCGGAGCUCCAGCCCUAACCAGUCAGUUGCCAGCAACAGUUCAUUCUCUGGUCGUCCUCUGUGUUGUGGGACCACACGCCUGGGACAGCCAUGUAAGAAAAGGGCUCUAGCUGGUCAGGACUACUGUCGGGUCCAUGAGGGAGGACACUCUUCCUAUAAUCGCCUCUGAAAUGCAUAUUAAAUCAUCCGGUUCCCUGUGUAGCAGCAGCGAGUUUACAGAGGAUGUGAUAUUUUUAACUAAUGUACUCACUUCAUCCCUUUUAUUUGUAGCCUUUUGUAGUCAUGGCUUUCUUUUCACCCUUUCUGUCUGUAUAAAAUGGUGUGUAUAUGGAAUUUUAUUUAACAAUAAAUUAUUACAAUGCUUA
This is a messenger RNA of Astyanax mexicanus (Mexican tetra), 2210 nucleotides long. It is a transcript of the gene bmb, whose product is annotated as brambleberry. The transcript has 13 exons. Bases 164 to 2014 code for a protein of 616 amino acids. Lineage: Eukaryota; Metazoa; Chordata; Actinopteri; Characiformes; Acestrorhamphidae. The record is from RefSeq and is a predicted model, not a curated record.